UCUGCUUUCCUUGGCUUUGCCAGAAUGUAUGGGACUUAAUCAUUCUGACCUGCUUGUUGUUUCAAAGGAAAUAACUUUACAGCAGAUAAUGGCACAUUUGGACUCUAUUCGGAAAGAUAUGGUCAUCCUGGAGAAAAGCGAAUUUGCAAACUUGAGAGCAGAGAAUGAGAAAAUGAAAAUUGAAUUAGAUCAAGUUAAACAACAGCUAAUGAAUGAAACAGGUAAAAUCCGAGCUGACAGCAAGCUGGAUAUAAACCUGGAAAGAAGCAGAGUGACGGAUAUGUUUACAGAUCAAGAGAAGAAACUCAUGGAAGCAACUACAGAGUUUCACAAGAAAGAUUCAAGUACCAACAGUGUUAUCUCAGAAAUCAGUAAUAAAAUUGACACUGAAAUAGCUUCCUUAAAGACACUUAUGGAAUCUAAUAAGCUGGAUACAAUCCGUUAUUUGGCAGCUUCAGUAUUCACUUGCCUAGCAAUAGCACUGGGAUUCUACAGGUUCUGGAAAUAGAUGUAAAUGGAACAACUGCAUCAAACAUAGAUGGAGAAAAGGCCACCAUGCAGCAUGUGUUAGACUGUCAUGUUUGAGCUGUAGGUAAUCUUGGUACCCUUUGGGUUUGAUGUUCUUGUUGUGCACUAAGGAUGUUUUCUGAAUAGGUAACACUAAAGAUCAAAAUAAC
Messenger RNA from Tinamus guttatus (white-throated tinamou), 677 nucleotides. The record is from RefSeq and is a predicted model, not a curated record. NCBI's taxonomy places the organism in Eukaryota, Metazoa, Chordata, Aves, Tinamiformes, Tinamidae.